Molecule: messenger RNA, 6188 nt
Organism: Volvox carteri f. nagariensis
Lineage: Eukaryota; Viridiplantae; Chlorophyta; Chlorophyceae; Chlamydomonadales; Volvocaceae
Exons: 9
Coding region: 1-5595 (1864 amino acids)
Source: RefSeq, a predicted model, not a curated record
AUGUGUGCCGGACGGGCCGGCAUACUGGCGCUCGUGCUGCUAAUAGCAGCAUCGCCAUCAGCUGAGGCCUCUAUUAGGACGAUAAAAGCUGCUUUGAAGCCUAAGAGUUCAACACAAGAAGCAACGGCAACUAUCACCUCGAGUCCCGUCUUCAAAACAGGCACUAAUGGGUGCCCUAUCAAUUCGUAUGACUACUGCAACUAUACUAGCGGCGGAAAGACAACAAGAUGUCCCAGUUGCGCCGCUUGCAAGACCAUUGAUGGCUUUGGCGAAAACGUGCAAGCCUGCCGGCUGCCUUACAAGCUGAACGGCAUCGUGCUGGACAGCGACAUCUGCCCCAACAGCAUUUUGUCAACGCCCGUCUACGCGAAUAGCGACUCGUCUUCGGAACGCGCCAUCGGCACCCUCAUUACGUACCGCACCGCCGCUGGAUGGCUGGUUUCUACUGUACGACUGGAUUGCCCCUGGUUGAUGUGGUUUUCGUACAACGGCAAGAUGCCCUCAACGUCUGUGGCUCCGGUGCAAACGGUCCUAAGCAGCAGCAGCGCCAUGACCCGCAGGCGGCGCCUUACGGCCAACACUGACACCACCACCACGAUUUGCCCUUCACUUACGACUGACGGUAGUAUCUUGUACGGCAACGGCAACGGGCAAUACCAGAACGGCCGGCCGGACACACGCAGCACGCUGAGCUUGACUUACACGGGCUCCAAGGGCACCGUUGUGGAGCAGAUUCCGAUGUACAGAUAUCAGAACAAUGGCGACGGCUCCAACAACAAUGAGGAUAAUGGCGGAGACGGUUGGUACAGUUGCUACACGUUCAUGCACCAGAUGAAGAACAUUGCAACAACCUGCGAGAAGGUCAAGAACUCGCUCCUCUCACUGACACUGCCGCUGGUAUUCAAGCCUUCGCUCACGCCGUCACCGUCGCCAUCGGUUGAGCCGACGCCCGCACCCUCACCCGAUCCGCUGCCCAUCCCCGCUUCCCCGUCUAUGCCCCCGCUGAACCCAUACCCCCGGACGAACGUCACGGAUGCGGACGGCAAGGGCAGAUGCUACCCGCAGUACGACUUGGACGGCAAUGUCAUCAACGUUAUGUGCAUCUACAUUGAAAUCCCGCCCGACAGCGCCGUACAGAUCGGCCCCAAUGGCGAGCUCAUUACCAGCAGCGGCGUCAACAACACGGAGCAGAUUGCCAAGGAAGAGCACAAGGACGGAAGCCUCAAGGAGCCUCCUCAGUCCCCGGACCCGAGUCCCGUGCCCUCGCCCAGCCCCUCUCCAUUGCAGCCGCCUAGCCCCAGUUUGGCGCCCAGCCUUGCCCCGUCCCCAUCGGUCCCUCCUACGAUGCCCCCCAUCUUGUCGCCCCUGGACAAGCGAGCGAAGGACCGGCCGGUUAUCGUGUUUGAUACGGGCGAGGACGACCCUAUACGGAACUUCGAGAACCCGCCGGUUGUGCCCGACACGAUUGGUUCGUCCUUCGGAGUUGACUCGCCCGCUUUGGAAGGCCCAGGCACGUACACGCACAACACCUCUACGGGCUCCAGUACUGCACUGGGAUCUGAGGGCGGCCUCAUAGAGGGCGGUACCGCCAAGGAUUUGCCUAUUGAGCUGGUAGCUGGUAAGGACAACGGCGGUAUAGGCUUCAUCGAGCCACCAAUCGAGCCUGCUGCGUCAUCACCAUCGCCAUCGCCGUCGGCUGCGCCUUCGCCCACGCCUUCGCCAUCACCGUCGGCUGAGCCUUCCCCGCCUUCGCCAUCACCGUCGGCUGAGCCUUCACCCACACCAUCGCCAUCACCGUCGGCUGAGCCUUCACCCACACCAUCGCCAUCACCGUCGGCUGAGCCUUCACCCACGCCUUCGCCAUCACCGUCGGCUGAGCCUUCGCCCACGCCAUCGCCAUCACCGUCGGCUGAGCCUUCGCCCACGCCUUCGCCAUCACCGUCGGCUGAGCCUUCCCCCACACCAUCGCCAUCACCGUCGGCUGAGCCUUCGCCCACACCAUCGCCAUCGCCGUCGGCUGAGCCUUCACCCACGCCUUCGCCAUCACCGUCGGCUGAGCCUUCGCCCACACCUUCGCCAUCACCGUCGGCUGAGCCUUCGCCCACGCCUUCGCCAUCACCGUCGGCUGAGCCUUCACCCACGCCUUCGCCAUCACCGUCGGCUGAGCCUUCGCCCACACCAUCGCCAUCACCGUCGGCUGAGCCUUCGCCCACGCCUUCGCCAUCACCGUCGGCUGAGCCUUCGCCCACGCCUUCGCCAUCACCGUCGGCUGAGCCUUCACCCACGCCUUCGCCAUCACCGUCGGCUGAGCCUUCGCCCACGCCAUCGCCAUCGCCGUCGGCUGAGCCUUCACCCACGCCUUCGCCAUCACCGUCGGCUGAGCCUUCGCCCACGCCAUCGCCAUCGCCGUCGGCUGAGCCUUCCCCCACACCAUCGCCAUCACCGUCGGCUGAGCCUUCACCCACACCAUCGCCAUCACCGUCGGCUGAGCCUUCACCCACACCAUCGCCAUCACCGUCGGCUGAGCCUUCACCCACACCAUCGCCAUCACCGUCGGCUGAGCCCUCGCCAUCUCCUUCACCCUCGCCAUCUCCUUCGCCCUCGCCAUCUGCUUCGCCCUCGCCAUCUCCUUCGCCCUCGCCAUCUCCUUCGCCCUCGCCAUCUCCUUCGCCCUCGCCAUCUCCUUCACCCUCGCCAUCUCCUUCGCCCUCGCCAUCUCCUUCGCCCUCGCCAUCUCCUUCACCCUCGCCAUCUCCUUCGCCUUCGCCAUCUCCUUCGCCCUCGCCAUCUCCUUCGCCUUCGCCAUCUCCUUCGCCUUCGCCAUCUCCUUCGCCCUCGCCCUCGCCUUCGCCUUCGCCAUCUCCUUCACCCUCGCCAUCUCCUUCACCCUCGCCAUCUCCUUCGCCUUCGCCAUCUCCUUCGCCCUCGCCCUCGCCCUCGCCGUCGCCCUCGCCCUCGCCUUCGCCAUCUCCUUCGCCUUCGCCCUCGCCCUCGCCUUCGCCUACUCCGAGUCUCUGCACCUGCCCUCCUCUUGCCAACUCCGCCGACCGGUGCACCGGUACCAAUGCUGGCCGUGUCCCACUUCAGUGGUUUUCGCGCCGCACCAAUGCCCCAGUCGCGACGCAGUGCAUCGACCCUCCCACGGUCGACUCGCAUACUGGCGCGCUAGUCCUGGCCAUUUGUUUCCGCCGUGCCUGCGUCGGCGCCGUGGACAGCGACGACAUCGACCUCACGGUCGCCAACGUCAGCCUACCUGCGCCCUUCCAGCAGUCCUCUGUCGGUGUGGCCUUGACGCUCCUGCGGCCGUCUUGCGCUGUGGAAGCCUGGGCGGAAGGCUAUCCGGUGCUCGCGGACAAGUACAACUCCCUGUUGUUCAACGAGGCAGAUACCGUCACGACUCCUGGCGGCGGCUUGGCCGCUUUUACGGCUCAUUUGAUGGCGACGCCGUACUGUGACGACCGCAGCGCCGUGUUUAUGCUCAAUGUUAUGCCGUUGCAGCUUACAGAUACGGUAUACAAUAUGUGUCCCAAGCACGCUAUUCCGGACAAGAGCAAUGGCAAUGCGGAUUGCCCUGCUGGCAAGGUGAUGGUGUAUCUGGACAUUACAGACAGCAACUGGAGGAAGGAUAUGAGCUUCUCGACGGUCAAGCAGUGCGUAGACCCGGCCAACUACGACAUGUUUGGCGGCGAGAUGGCCAUUAGUUACUGCUGGUCGUUCGGCCAGAUGCCCGAUCCCUUCGCAAUCCGGCCGUUCCGGAUCCGCAUGCCGAAUGUGACGUACUACAAUAUCCAGCGCAUGCCCGGAGGCAGCUGGGAAACAAAGGUCAACCAGCCUAUCAACCGUGGCGUUACCGUUACACUCACUGUGAACCCUGUCAGUGGAAAGCCGAUUGAGAUUUCCGAGUCGGGAACCUACACCUUGCCCUCGACUGGCAUAUAUUCCGUGGAUUUGGAAAUUUUGGUGCCGGUGGCCUUGGACGACCAAUCGGUUUCUGUACAGAUGUUUGGGCCCCCCAAUCCGCCGCCGCCAAGCGAGCUGUGUCCCUGCCCGAAGCCCCUGCCUGCUGGCGGCGUGUGUCCCGGCACCACGGUCCUGAUGACAGCCUCUCUGGUCGCGGAUCCCAAUGUCACGCAGAGCGGUUGUGUGCCAUCACCCUAUUGGGAUGGCGCCAAGGGUGAGCUCAUGUUUUCGCACUGCUGGCGGUACCUUUGCCUGGAUUCUAGGUUCCAGAAGCAGGAUUACUUCUUGGACUUAGAGUUUACGGAGAAGUACAACGUGGCAGAUGUCCCUGCCGGUCAACAUCGUCUGGACUGGUUCAAGCCCAAGGUCGUGGAUAUGUUUUUGAAAUUUAAAUACAACGACCAAGUUAACCCAGAUGAUUAUGCGCAGUACUCCUCGCGCAACGGUCAGUCACAGAUCAUUACUAUUCCGCCAGGCGGUAUUCGUCAGAUGGGUGUACGGUUUAAGAUUCCGUACAUUAUGAUUUACGACACAAACUCGGGAUCAGUGAACCUCAACACGGACGUGAGUCGCUUGCUGCCGCCUCCGCCGCCUCCGCUGGCCAUUACAAACUACUCGUACACUGUCAACCGAACUGGCACCGUGCUAAAGUCGCAAAUCUUUGUGAGCGACCUGGUCAACGUCAGUCACCUGGACCUCAGCUCCAUGACUAACUUCAGUUCGGACAUUCAAGGCAAUCUGGAGUCCUACAUUAUGACUUCUGACGUCACCUUCCCGGACUAUGGCCUCGUCAAGAGUUGCACGCCCUCGGACAUCCAGACGGUCCUAAACUUGGUGGCUGCCAAGUACGGCGUCAGCGCCGAUUCUCUUUCGGCUUCGUGCCAGUACAAUUACGUAAAGCCGGGAUCCACGACAUCGGCAAGCGCGCGCCGUCGCGGCCUGCUGCAAUCGACCGCCGACACGAAUGGCACCAAGGUUUGCAAACCGCGUAUCUCUUUGACAAUAACGCUACCGCUGAAUGCGCCACUAAACGGUGACCUGACGGGGGCUCUGGCUGCUGCCACUACUGCGGCGAAUGCGGUGUACACUGCCGUGGGCGACUCGGCAUGCUACGUGCCCACUGGCGCGGAGAGCACCAUUGGCACCGUGGUAUCGUUUACGACGAACAACGCCAAGGCCACGUGCGAGUACUUGCUGCAGGCUUUUGCUAGCAGCAACAACCUGACUUCGGACAUCGUGCGCACAUUCCGAUGCGAAGACUACGAUCCAAAGAAGCCGUACGCAAUUGGACUAAUCAUACUCUGGUCGGUGAUCGGCAGCGUCGGCAUCAUCAUUCUCGUUCUCGGUACCGUCAUUAUUGUGACGUGGCGGCGACGCAAGACCCGGAACCUGUUGCUCAUUGACGCGCACGGCUCGGAUGUGUUUAGGCGGCCUCGCUCGCCGACCAACAAGGUUGUGCCUGACGAUGCGUACUACAAGCAAUAUGCUUUGGGCGAGGGUAUGGACCGACCCAAUACGCCAACACGGCGCAUCUUUCCGCUUUCCGGUUCGCGGCCUUCCUCUGGUGGCGCCGUGCCGAUGGUGGGUGUGGCGAACCGACCACGGAUCUCAGCCUGGCGCGACUUAGAGGCGUAGUAAUGGUGGUUGAGGCACUGUAGAAGAGUUGCUUGGUUGUCUAAUAGAGCACACAGUUGGAGAUGUUUGAGAUUUCAGAUGCGCGCUGCGGGGUUGUCCGUUUUACGUUUUGUUCGUUGUUUCUGUUUUGAGUGACGCCGAUGAUUAUUCUCCCUUUAUCUUCCUGAUUGGCAAGAUGGAGAGCGCUUGGUAAGUGAAUACCUUUGGUUCGCGUGGAUAUCAGCCCAGCCAGGUGUUGCAGCAACAUCCGUUGGCCACCGUUGGCAGCAGCAGUAACAGGGGGUGAGUGGAGCCGUAGCAGGAGCGGUACCGCGAUUCGAUAGUACCUAGCAACCAGCACAUGUUUUUGGUGUAUUCGUGGUCUCGUCCCAUUGGCGUACAGUUUGGCGAUUUGGAUGAGCGGGUAUUAUUUCCAGUCUUGGCAACUAAAUUGCCAAAUUUACAGCAGGAGCCCCUGUAGCAGGCAACAAUUUCCUGCGAAUAAAAUAAUAAUGCCCUAAUUGUUCAUAUUUUCGUAACAUUUUUUUAAAAAGAUAUAUUGCAUCGUCGCGCUGCCUGCCAGCUAAUGGAGAUGGCUUCAAGUAACAUGUUUG